Peromyscus maniculatus bairdii (prairie deer mouse) is the source of this 1886-nucleotide messenger RNA. RefSeq names its product progestin and adipoQ receptor family member 6 (gene Paqr6). Gene Ontology annotation, cellular component: membrane. Gene Ontology annotation, molecular function: signaling receptor activity. The record is from RefSeq and is a predicted model, not a curated record. NCBI's taxonomy places the organism in Eukaryota, Metazoa, Chordata, Mammalia, Rodentia, Cricetidae.
CUCCGUGUCAGGCUGACUGGCAGGAACCAGAGACUGCCUGUGGAGUCCAGUCAGCCUGGGAUAACGCAGCUCACAUGUGAGAAAAUGGAGAUGAAGCAUCGGCCCGGCCUCACAUUCCGCUCUGCAGCAGAGAUCCCCAGAUCCUUUGCUGAGGGCUGAUAGACUCCUCCCAGUAUCGUCUCAGCCCUUCCCCGGGGGAGCGGGGCUGCAGUCAGGACAGGCAGCUCUCCUACACCGCCUCUUCAUCUGGGAUGAGGGGCCUGGGGACCAGGUCGACGUGGAGUUACCUGGCCACCAUGCUCAGUCUCAAGCUGCCUCAACUUCUUCGAGUCCACCAGGUCCCCCGGGUGUUUUGGGAAGACAGCAUCUUGUCUGGCUACCGACACCCCACAAGCUCGGCCUUAGACUGUGUCCUCAGCUCCUUCCAGAUGACCAAUGAGACGGUCAACAUCUGGACUCACUUCCUGCCCACCUGGUACUUUCUGUGGCGCCUGCUGGCGUUGGGCAGCCCGGGCUUCCGCGCGGAGCCGUACCACCUGCCCUUGUUGGUCUUCCUACUGCCCGCCUGCCUCUACCCCUUCGCGUCCUGCUGCGCGCACACCUUCAGCUCCAUGUCGCCCCGUGCGCGCCACAUCUGCUACUUCCUGGACUACGGGGCGCUCAGCCUCUACAGCCUGGGCUGCGCCUUCCCCUACGCCGCCUACUCCAUGCCGGCCUCCUGGCUGCACGGCCGCCUGCACCGGUUCUUCGUGCCCGCCGCUGCGUUCAACUCCUUCCUGUGCACCGGUCUCUCCUGCUACUCGCGGUUCCCAGAGCUAGAGCGGCCCAGGUUCAGCAAGGCUCUGCGCACAGCCGCCUUUCUCUACCCCUUCCUGUUCGACAACCUCCCGCUGUUCUACCGGCUGCAGCUGUGUUGGGGCAGGGCCCACAGCUGUGGGCAGGAGGCCCUGAGCUCCAGCCACGCCUACCACCUCCUCUGUGCUCUGCUCACCGGCUUCCUUUUCGCUGCCCGUCUGCCGGAGCGCCUGGCACCUGGGCGCUUCGACUAUAUUGGCCACAGCCACCAGCUGUUCCAUAUCUGUGCAGUGCUGGGCACCCAUUUCCAGCUGGAGGCGGUGCUGGUGGAUAUGGGAUCCCGCAGAGCCUGGCUGGCCAUGCAAGAGCCCUCCCUUGGUCUGGAGGCUACCAUGGCCACCUUGAGCCUGGCAGUGCUUGGGAACCUGCUCAUCAUCGCUGCCUUCACAGCCUCUCUGCUUCGGAUCCCUGGAACCUGUCCCCUGCUGCAGGGUAACUCGCUAGAAGCGGGACUCCAGGCUAAACAAGAGUGAGCCCCAUCUCCGGGACUGGCAUGGAGGGAGGCAGAGGCCAGGCCUCAUUGCUGGGGAGGAGCCCUGACAGGGAGGGGCCUGAGAAGGCGGAGGCUGUUCUCAGUCUGAACGGGGUGGCUGAAGAGAAGAGGAAGUCUGGGGGGCUGGUGGAAGGACAGGACCCUAGAGGCAAGUAGUGAAGGCCAGUAAGUGGAGACAGGUGCCCAGGCCCGAGCAGAGCUGGAGGUGUGGGGCCCCUCGUGUGGCCUCUGCCCUGACAUCUGCUCACCUCAGGUCAUCCUGAGUGCCUGUGAGCCACCCGGCCCACAUACCUGCCCUGCCCCAGGGCCUGACGGUGCCUCUUGUCAGCAACUGUGUGUCCACACACGAGCUGCCUGUCUUGCUCACCGCUGUGACCAGGCCUUUGGUGGCUCAUGUGUUUGGAUGUGUCCCCGGUGAUAUAAUGGAUAUGGUGAGGGUCGCUGCAGGGAGGGGGGCGGCUGGACGUUAGGACGACACCUCCAGUGUGACCCGUAACAAAGCAGUAUAACAAAUAAACUGGACUGUAGCUUUCUGGGA